Molecule: messenger RNA, 1772 nt
Organism: Bombus pascuorum
Lineage: Eukaryota; Metazoa; Arthropoda; Insecta; Hymenoptera; Apidae
Gene: MKP-4
Product: dual specificity protein phosphatase MPK-4
Exons: 2
Coding region: 335-1360 (341 amino acids)
Biological process (GO): protein dephosphorylation
Cellular component (GO): nucleus
Molecular function (GO): protein tyrosine/serine/threonine phosphatase activity
Source: RefSeq, a predicted model, not a curated record
GUUGACAACUGGAACUAGUUCAUAGACCUUUGUGAAUGUAGGAUAUGUUUUUUAUUGUGUUAUGUUGUGUAAAAGUAAGAAAAUAAAUUUAAAAUAUAUCAAAAUGAAUGAAAGAUGUGUAACAUUAUGGAAGGAUUAAAAUUUGAAUGAUUUCGAAACAUACUGUGUCUGAUACCAAUAAUAUUUUACAUCGUAAAAAGAAAAUAAAAUUUUUUAUAAAACAUGUUACUGUUACGAUUUAUUUUUCGUAUUAUUUAAAUAACAUUUAUAGAACUAGUUUCAUAAUCAGAAAUACUGCAAUUAUUUACAAUACGUUUAAGCGAGAGUGAUCAGCAUGGCACAAAAAGAAACUACUAAUCUAAUUAGAGAAGAUUUUGAUGCUGGCCCAUCGAGCUAUGAUGAAAUUAUUCCUGGUUUGUUCCUUGGGAAUCUUACAGCUGCUACAGAUAUCGAAUGGUUAAAGGAAACUAAAAUAAAUUAUAUACUCACAGUAGAUUCAUGUCCACUUCCAAGAAAAAUCCAAGGACUUCUACCAAAUUUGACUGUAAAAUACAUACAAGUUACUGAUAUGCCACGCGAAGAUCUUUUAAUUCACUUUGAAGAUUCUUAUGAGUUUAUAGAUCAUUCUCUACAGCAGAAUGAAAACAUUUUGGUACACUGCUAUUUUGGUAUUUCUAGAUCAGCUACAAUCGUUAUUGCAUAUUUAAUGAAAAAAUAUAAAAAAAGUUUCUACGAUGCGUUUGAAGCUGUAAAAGAAAAGAGACGCUUUGUGGGACCUAACGCUGGUUUUUUAGCACAGUUGAAGCUUUACGAAGAAAUGGGUUUUGGAGUAGAUAAUACUAACGUACAAUUCAAAAUGUAUAAAUUACAAAUUGCAGGUGAUAAGAUGCGAAAGGCAAAAAUUUUACCACAAAAUUGUGCUGAUUUGAUAAAAUCAGAUCCUGCUCUUGCUACGGUACAUCCAGAGCCAACAGUGUAUCGGUGUAAAAAGUGUAGAAGAAUCAUAGCAAGUGCUAGCAAUAUUUUGCCACAUAUGCCAAACGAAAGACAAAUCUGGAGACAUAUAAGUACAAGAAAAACGUCGCGUGAAUUGUUGGAACCGCUACAAAAACGAGAGCAGCAACCUGCAGAAUUUUGUACCAAAAUAUUGUUUGUGGAGCCGCUAGCUUGGAUGCCCGAUAUAACGCACAAUGUCGAGGGGAAAUUGAAUUGUCCAAAAUGUAAUACAAAACUAGGCUCUUUUAGUUGGAUAGCGGGUAGUCAAUGUCCAUGUGGCAGCAAAAUAGCACCUGCAUUUUAUUUGGUUCCUUCAAAAGUAGAUUGGAGUAAUGCUGUGCAAAAUGUACAAGUAACUGUAUAGUACUAAAUUGUAUCUCUAUAAUUAAGAUCUUUUGGACGGAUGACUAGCAUGUAAUAACUAAUAUGUAAGAAGAAAUUUUUGGAAUCUUUUUACGUGGUUCUAGCUCGAUUAACGUUAUAACGAAUAUACGUGUGACCAAUGUACUUAGGAAAUUUAUAUUCUAAUUUUGUGCCAAUGUUCUUACAUUAUAUGUGAACAUAUUCGUUUUACGACUAUAACUUUACAUAUUUCUUGCCGCAACGAGUACACGACCCGUUCUUCCACAGAGAGAGAUCGAUCAUUGUAUUUAUACAUCUUGCUUUUUUCUAUGAUUAACAUACAUAAUAUAAUAACUUUGUAGACUAACAUAUAACAUUUCCUGUAUAGAUGUCUUGUAUUAAGCAGAUAAUACAUAUAUGAUUUUUAUUAUUUA